This is a messenger RNA of Glycine soja, 1419 nucleotides long. RefSeq lists its product as uncharacterized. Gene Ontology annotation, biological process: meristem development; meristem maintenance. The transcript is spliced from 5 exons. Bases 1 to 1419 code for a protein of 472 amino acids. Lineage: Eukaryota; Viridiplantae; Streptophyta; Magnoliopsida; Fabales; Fabaceae. The record is from RefSeq and is a predicted model, not a curated record.
AUGACCAUGAACCUCCACGCUGCAUUGAACCACCAUUAUGUUGUACCACUUCUAUAUAAUUACAGAUUGGGCGUCGUCGAUGCUGCGGACGCAAAGGGAGUGGCUACUGAUGGUAGUGAGGGUUCACCUGCUGCUGAUGGUAGUGAGGGAGUGGCUAUUGAUGGUAGUGAGGGUUCACCUACUGCUGAUGGUAGUGAGGGAGUGACUACUGAUGGUAGUGAGGGUUCACCUGUUGUUGAUGAGGAAUUCCCUGGUGGGCCAUGCGACCCAUCAAUUUUGACUGGUUUUUCCAAGCACCUGACACAUAGCAUUUGGAGUGGAAAGGAACGACCCGAGCUGAAGGUAGUCUCCCAUUGUAGAAAAGUCUAUAAAUUUGGGAGACCAGCGCCUGAGAUAGAAAGCAUGAUUGCGGCCACCGGAUUGAGUCCACUGAUCAGGUGUUCGGUAAUCACCACUAAUCCUGGACUUAUAUUCGCCUUCGUUGAGAGGUGGCAUGGGAAGACCAGCACCUUCCACCUGCCAGUAGGAGAGUUGACGAUCACUCUAGAUGACGUGUCGUCAGUUCUACACCUUCCCAUCACUGACGCGCUGCAUACCUUCGAGCCGCUGGUUACUUUCGACGUGGUCAUGUUGUUGACAGAGCUGCUUAAGUGCUGGAUAUACGAGCACUUUCCGAUGGUGCAUCAGUGCGUCGUUGAUGAUGCUUAUGCUGAGGCAAGCCCACGUGCCUCUAGGUGGCUUACGAGUAAGGCUCAUAUGAGGGGGAUCAAGGGAGCCCCAUACCAGGCACGUAUAGAAGCCCUGACUGUGAUGGACGUGUGCUGGAUGCCCUAUGCAAAGCACCAGGGAGUUAAGGGCUUCGACCUGAUCUCAUCCUACACGGGCCAGCUAAGAUGGGGUCAGAUAGUCGUCUACGUUCGACCAGAGUGGGUGCUUCGACAGUUCGGCUACAUUCAGACCGUCCCUCCGCCGCCUAUUCGUGAUUCGUUGACGGGUCUUGAUAUAGACGGUCGGUGGCUGCACUUUUCAGACCAUCUAGUGCCCGCAGGGGAGAUCUGUGUAGUUCCUGGCCAGGUAGCGCUAGACUACAUGGAUUGGUUUUUCCAGAUUUCCCACCCGUUUGUCACACCGAUCGAGGACGGUGCUGAGCUGAGACAUCUGCCUACCCCACAUGAUGAGGAGUUCGUCGAGCCACCUAUCCCAGAGGUUCCAGUUGCAUCCGAUCUCCCUACGCAUUUAAUGGUUGAUUGCCAAGGAUGUCAAGCGAUCGCUGAGGAUUUGGAGCGGGUCGUCAACCUCAGGAUGGUCACUGAAGGCACUGAGUUAUAUGACAUCAUGGCUCGUUGCCUCAGGAUCGCUAGAGGUGAUGACGCCGCAGAUGGAAGUCUUAGGCUGCGACAAAGAUGGUGCAUAGAAUAG